Messenger RNA from Eufriesea mexicana, 1179 nucleotides. RefSeq lists its product as uncharacterized. The record is from RefSeq and is a predicted model, not a curated record. The transcript is spliced from 8 exons. Bases 1 to 1179 code for a protein of 392 amino acids. Lineage: Eukaryota; Metazoa; Arthropoda; Insecta; Hymenoptera; Apidae. Gene Ontology annotation, molecular function: protein binding.
AUGAUUUUUCCUCCGGAAAUAUGGGAAUGUAUACUUAUUCAUGUCGAUCCGAUAACACUUAUAAAUUUAAAAAUAAUUUGUAAAUGCUGGAAAGACAUUAUUGAUAAAAUAUUAAAGCAAAGUGCCUUAUGGUACAAAUUGUGUAAAAAUGAAAUACCUAAACAUUUUUGGACCACUUUAUGCGAAACAUUGAAUCCAAAUAAAUUAUAUACUAAUUUUCAUGAGGAACAAGAUUUUAAAUUUUGGAUGUCAAUGUAUAAAUUAUGGAUUAAAUGUAAAAAUAUGACAAAAUAUAAUGUGCAAGAAGAAUAUAUUAAACCAUCGUUAAAAAAUAAAUUCUCUGAACAUAUUACUUGUAUAGAUAGUUCAGGUAGUUUAAUAGCAGUAGGAACAUCUGACGGAUUUAUUUAUUUUUAUAAUAUGUGUAACUUAAGUACAAAUACAAAGUAUGUAGUUGAUCAUAUGGAAUGUGUACAAAGUGUACAAUUUCUUAGAGAUGAAACAAAUACCAUUUGUAUCUCUUGUUCUGUAAAUAAUCAUAUAAGUUUUUGGGAUGUGAGUACAUUGAAGCUAAUUCAUGAGACCAGUGGGAAAUUAAUUUGUACAAGUUACAGUUAUUGCUAUAUUGCUAUGAAUAAUACAAUAAGUAUUGAAGGAUCAAUACCAAAACUAAUGUAUGAAUUUGGUUCAGGUAACAUUAUUGCUAUUGGUGCUGACAACAAUAAGGUACUCUUUUAUACGGAAAGAGGAUACUAUGUACAUUUGACUUUGGAUGCAGAUAAAAGGACUUACUCUUAUACACAUGCUGAACCACUAAAUAUAAGAAUUCAUCGUUAUUAUAUAUUUAAACCAAAUAUAAUUGCUUGUAUUACACAACAUGGGUACUUAGGUUUCUUGUUGCAAGGAAGAAAAUGGAAGAUUCAUAACUUGUUUCCUAUGUUACAUGGUAUACCAACUGCAGUUUUAGUUUAUACUCAUGUACUUAUUUUAGGCUUAGAUUCUGGGAAUGUUCACAUAUAUUAUGUAGAGGAUUUUGGCGCAAUUAAUUUUAAUACUAUUAAUUCAAAAAAAUUGAGUCUUGAUUCCACAGCUGUCAUUUCAUUAAAUAUAAUGGUGCACAUUGAGGAGUAUUUAAUUGUUACUUACAGUAAAAAAAUCUAUAUUGUUAAAUUUGUUUAG